CCUUCUAUCCAACCAACCAAAUUAAGCGAACAAACCCCCACCCCCUCACUGUCUCUCUCUAACUUUCCCUUGUUCUUUCAAUACAUACGACAUAUAGAUAUAGAUAUACAAAGACAGUAGAACAAAAACCCAGAAAAACCCAUCUGUUGAAUUCUUCACUUUCUGAUAAUUACAUAUAUUAUUUUGGGGGAUCUAUGAAGCGAUCGAUAGAUUGUUCAAUAGAUCCGGUCAACACCGGUGGUGGUGGUCAACAAAACAAAAAGAUCCGUGAAGAUAAUAAUAUGGCUCUUGAGAUAGAUAUACAAAACCCCCCAAACCAAGUACUACAAGACGACAAUUUACUAUACGAGAUUUUAAAACACGUGGACGCGCGGACAUUAGGCGCGUGUGGGUGUGUCAACAAACAUUGGAAUCGAACUUCUAAAGAUGAACGUUUGUGGGAACUAAUCUGUACACGUCACUGGGAUAAAAUCGGGUGUGGUAAUACCCAGUUACGUUCUGUUGUUCUUGCGCUUGGCGGGUUUAAAAGGCUUCAUUCGGGUUAUUUAUGGCCUUUAUCAAAACCAACAAUUUCGUCGUCGUCGGGAGCAAGUUCGUCGAGAUCGACGGGGUGGCCAUGUUUGCCACCGACUAAUCGUUCACUUGUUCCGUCUAAACCGAUUACAAAAUCGGCUGCCAAUACACGGUGGGGUAAAGACGAGGUUCAAUUGUCUUUGUCUCUUCUUUCAAUUCGGUAUUAUGAGAAGAUGAAUUUUAACAACAGAAAGUGAUAGUAAAAAUUGUAACGGGUUUGAUGGUGUUUUUUUUUUUUUUUGUUUCGCUAUGUUUCUGUUUCGAGCUUGUUUUUGGUGUUUUUAUUUUGUUGGAGUUUUGUAUGUUUAAGAACACGUUGUAAUGUGUUGUACACUAAAAAAAAUAAAAUCGUCCGUUAUAGAUAA
This is a messenger RNA of Erigeron canadensis, 938 nucleotides long. RefSeq names its product F-box protein GID2-like. The record is from RefSeq and is a predicted model, not a curated record. The coding region runs from base 195 to 770 and encodes 191 amino acids. Gene Ontology annotation, biological process: regulation of gibberellic acid mediated signaling pathway. Gene Ontology annotation, molecular function: protein binding. Gene Ontology annotation, cellular component: SCF ubiquitin ligase complex. The transcript has a single exon. NCBI's taxonomy places the organism in Eukaryota, Viridiplantae, Streptophyta, Magnoliopsida, Asterales, Asteraceae.